AUGCUGGUAUCAGUCGUUUUACCUGCAAGUAUUUAUCAGGUCAUUCUGACCCAUGCGCUGUCCACAGAAAAGGAAGAGAUCAUCGGAAUGCUCAUUGGCAACUGGGAAACCACGCCGUGCAAGAAUCCUUAUAUGAAAGGAAGAACUACUGCUCAUAUCGAAGCUGUCUCCCUCUUGACUCGCUCAGAUAAAAGAAAAGACCGCGUCGAGAUUGCACCGGAACAACUUCACCUGGCCGCUCUUCAAGCAGAAGAAUACAGCAAGAGGACAAAUAAGCCAAUGUGUGUUAUAGGCUGGUAUCACAGUCACCCUCACAUAACAGCUUUUCCUUCUCAUGUUGAUCUAAAAACCCAAUACUUACAACAAUCAAUGGACGACCGAUUCUUUGGCAUGAUUUUAUCUUGCUUUGAUGCCACGCCAGAACAUGAAAACCAUAUUCAUCUGGCUUGCUUUCAAUCAGAAAAGCAAGUUGACGGAACCAUUGGAUCUACUGAAGUUGGAAUAGUCAUAAAAAAAGAAAGUAUAUUUUCUGCGACUUCUAGAGAAAGUAUGAUGGAGCUACCAAGGAGUAUAUUUGAAGAAAAUCAAAAUGAGUAUCAUUCAACUUUUAAUCGAACAUCUCGUAUAUACACAACAAACUCUUGGGAAAACCAAAAGCUUAGCCAGCCUCUUCAAAUGGAGGAUGUUUAUAAUACAUCAGUGUAUGGUCAAUAUGUUGUCAAUCUUAUAGACACUUUUAUUAUUCCCAUGAAACGUAACUUUGAGCUCAGAAGAUUAGCGGUGGAACAAGAAAUUGCUUUAUUAAAGGAAGAAAGAGAUAUACGGGCUAACAAGAAAGUUCCAAAGUCGCUUAUUGAUCUUUACGAUGAAGAAGAAGAAUUAGAAGACAAAAUUGGCCAAGACAAAGACAAGGACGAUUAUAGUGAUAAUUAUAAUUAUAACGAAGAAGAAGAAAAGGGAAAUGGAGAGAUUUAUGAAGCAAAACAAUAUUUGCUUACCAGUAAAUACCCUGUUGCGGAAGAAGCCAGCCCAAAAGUCGAUCAUACCUACAUUAUUCCUGGACUACCCAGUCCUAUUCCACAGUUUGGUAUGAAUGACAUGAUUGCGCUUGGUGUUCCACGUCCAAUCAAUACGGAUCCUAUCUUGUCAGAAUCUCCGGACAACAAUUUUUUCCAUAAGGAAACCAAUGGCAGUGGCGGUAGUAGUUUGAGUCCGUCUACGGUUGAGAUUCUUGAUCUAGAGGAUGAAGAUGAAGAUAGUACUCAUGUAUCAGAAUAUACUAAACAACGGCGCACGAAAAGAGAGAGUCUCAGGCGAUCUAAAUUGAAGACUUCGGAUGUCUUGAUUGAUCUUUCAUAAAGGCGAUUCAAUUCAAGCGUCUUUUUCUCUGUUUAUCUAUCUAUCUAUCCAUAUAUUUAUAUAUCUUUCUUUUUCUUCUUUUUAUUUGACAACAUCAUCUAUACCUAUAUAUCUAUAUAUAUUUUGUAAAGCUUGAAUUAAGUCUCUUGUAUUUAUUCUACUUGUUUAUUUUAUUAUUUACUCUGAAUGGAUUCAUUUCAAGCUUUACCUGAGAAGGAGCGUAAGGUCCUUGCAAUAGCUUGGUAAAUAAAUAUAUAAACAUAUACAU
This is a messenger RNA of Phycomyces blakesleeanus NRRL 1555(-), 1627 nucleotides long. RefSeq lists its product as hypothetical. The record is from RefSeq and is a predicted model, not a curated record. Gene Ontology annotation, biological process: double-strand break repair. The transcript has 10 exons. Gene Ontology annotation, cellular component: BRCA1-A complex; BRISC complex. Bases 1 to 1359 code for a protein of 452 amino acids. Gene Ontology annotation, molecular function: polyubiquitin modification-dependent protein binding; metallopeptidase activity. Lineage: Eukaryota; Fungi; Mucoromycota; Mucoromycetes; Mucorales; Phycomycetaceae.